Scophthalmus maximus (turbot) is the source of this 3436-nucleotide messenger RNA. Its product is annotated as rho GTPase-activating protein 4. Gene Ontology annotation, biological process: negative regulation of cell migration; signal transduction. Bases 312 to 2891 code for a protein of 859 amino acids. The transcript is spliced from 22 exons. The record is from RefSeq and is a predicted model, not a curated record. Gene Ontology annotation, cellular component: cytoplasm. Lineage: Eukaryota; Metazoa; Chordata; Actinopteri; Pleuronectiformes; Scophthalmidae.
GUAUAAGUUCAAAAGCAACAGGAUUUACUGCUUUAUUCUUUUAAAAAAAAAGAAAAGAAAAAAGGAAUGUGCUUUGAGUCACUUGUGAAAAAAAACAAAAAACCCACCUGUAGCUUUCAGCUGAAAAAAAUCCCCACAGAGUACUAUGCCUUGCGGUUCAUCCUAUUUUCAGGGCAGCUGCGACGUAGAGCUAUUUUUGCACCUCGUGCAUUUCUACAGCGUGACCGGUUCAGCAGGCAGCACAUGCCAGCUGGGCUUCUAGUUGUGUGCCUGUUCAGCAGAGCACAGCAGAGGGUGACCAGUUUGAAGAGAUGUGUUACAAAUUCCACCCAGUCGGAGCAACAAUGACCUCUCAUGUGAAACUCUGGAAGGAUAGGGUCGGUUUGGUGGACUACGACACACAAAUCAAAGAGGUGCGUUGCCAGCUUGCAGACCAACUGAAGGUCUUGGACUUGCAACUUGAGCAGAAGAGCCAGCAGCUGCAGGAUCUGACAGACUACCUGCGACGACGGGGUGAAAUUGAAAACGAGUAUGCCCGCUCCCUGGACAAACUUGCUGAAAGGUUUACAUCCAGAAUUAAGAGGAAGGAGCCCAGCAGUCACUCAGUGGCAAAAGUCUGGCUGGCUCUGCUGUCUCAGACCCGCCAGGAAAGCAGGGACCAUAAUGGACUGAGUGAGAGCUGCAGCAACUUCCUCAUCCAGCCCCUCACACACUGUCUGGAGUACACACAACGCCUCGCCAAGAAGAGUAAAGACAUAUGUUCUCAGCUACAAGAUGGACUGCUCAAGGUGACCACGGAGCUACAGACUGCAUGGCGGACGUACUACCAGUACCACUCAGACUAUGUGUGUGCAGAGGGGAAGCUAAAGGAGGCGGAGAAACAGGAGGAAAAGCAGAAGCAGAGUGCGGCUAAGAAACUUGAGCGGUUGAUAGAAAAAAGACAAGGUAAAGUUCAAGAGAUAAACUUGAAGUGCAUCAAGGCCCGAAAUGACUACCUCAUAAACCUGGGUGCAGCCAAUGCCUCCAUGAAUAAGUACUACUUCCAAGACAUCUCUACUCUCAUCGAUUGUGCAGACGUAGGCUACCACCAGACUUUGAGUCGGGUGAUGCAGGCCUACCUGUCCAGACGGUGGCGCACUCAGAAGAACCUUAGCACAGGGCUGCAGCAGCUUCAAGGGGUCGUGUCCGGACUGGAACAGAGCCAGGACAGAGACUUGCUCCUGCGGGACAAUUACAACAGCUUCUCUUUGCCCCUUCGGUUCACCUAUCAGCCACAUGACGGCGACCAGGUUUCUGAGGUCAGUGGAGAGUGUGAGAUGAGAUGUGAGCUGGAGACCAGAUUGAAACAGAUACAGACUAGACUGAAAGCAGUCACCCUGGAAACAGAGGAGGCUAGUAAGAACAUGUCAGCAGCCCAGUGUUCCCUGCUGGAGAGUGUCGCUGACGAUGAUCUGGAGCCCGGCGGUGGCGGCUCAUGUCUGGACGACGGCACCGAAAACCAGACAGUCAAGCCUAGUGUGGCCCGGCGCAGGGCCAACUUGCAGGAAAUGGAAAACCUCUACAUCACUAGAGUGAAAGAGUACCUUGUUGGCAGUUCCCUUGUUUCAAAACUGCAAGCAAAACAUGACCUGCUUAAAGUGGCUGUGGAAAAAGCAGAAGUAUCAAAUGAAUAUCAACCUAGACACAAUGGAAAGUCUAUGCGUGUCAGGAAGAAUCACUCAAGCACCAGUUUGAUGCACAACCACAAACUAUUCAGCGGAGACAUGCUAUCCUUUCUACAGGCAUCAGGACAACAGAUUCCAAUUGUUGUGGAGAGUUGCAUUCGCUUUAUCAACCUCAAUGGCCUCCACCAUGAAGGGAUAUUUAGAGUGCCUGGGUCUCAGAUGGAGGUCAACAACCUGAGGGAUGCGUUUGAGCGAGGAGAAGACCCCCUGGCUGAGCAGAGAUACGACCUGGACUCUGUGGCUGGCGUGCUGAAGCUUUAUUUCAGAGUUUUGGAGAACCCCCUCUUUCCCAUCGACAGCACCGACCAACUCCUGGAGUAUGCUCAAAUCAUAAAUGAGGCAGAGAGAGCGGCUCAGCUCAAAAUGGUCAUCUCUUCCUAUCCUGAGCCGGUCAUCAUUGUUAUGCGAUACCUCUUUGCAUUCCUUCAUCAUGUGUCGCAGUACAGCGACGAGAACAUGAUGCAGCCUUACAACCUGGCUGUGUGUUUUGGCCCCAGCUUAGUCAGAGGGGCUCGGGAUGAUGAUGUCGUCACCCUGCAGGCUCAGAUCAAUUCCCUGGUGAAAAGCAUCAUACUGCAGCAUGAAAGCAUCUACCCCAACCAGAGUGAAGUACAAGGACCGGUGUAUGAGAAAUGCAUGACACAAGAACAGGAUGACUGUGAGCCUCUUCUUGAAGAAGGAGAUGUAGACGCAGAGUACACUCAUGGCAAGGAUGAGGUAGAAAAGAUGUCCUCGGCUGACAGCAGCACCGGCAUGUCUGCAGGACAAACGAGAGCAGAACGUCCCAGAGCCAACAGCAGUGGCUCCAUUGAUCAAACUAGGUUAACGUGUGGACCAGCAGGGGGCAGCAUCACCUCAGGUGGAAAGUUGAUGCUUCAGAUUCCCAUUGGACCACAGUUCAAGGCAAGGAGAGCCCCCUCUCCUGGCUUGGUGCGCAGAGAUCUCCAGGAAUCCUCAUCUUCUGAGGAUAUUCGUGUUCAAGUAGACAAGGAGGUCUGUCGCCAGAUGGACUCGGUCUUCAAGGAGCUCCUCUCCCGUCAGGCACUGCAGGAUCCCUCCUCCACCGCCUCCUCUCCCUCUGUCCAAGCUCCCCAAAGGAAAGGGAAGCGGGAUGGACGCAGGGGGAGAGGAGUGGGGCUCUUCAAAGCAGUUGAUCCACUGGACUGAGAGGACUGGCAUCAGUAGAAGACAUGACAAGGGCGAGUUGAUGCAGAUAUAAACUGGAGUGAGGUUGAUGAGUUCUGACAGCAGCUUUCGGCACAUCUAUUUCUAGUCACUUCUGAGGCCCCUGUAAUCGGUGGGGGUAUUCUUUUCACAGGGUGGCUUCCCACUCAGAAACCCUUUCAUUCAUAUUUUGUACAGCAGAUCUGGACUGCAAUGUGGGAACUGUGGAAUACUUGAAGUGCACAGAUGUGUUUGUGUAAAGUUGAAUAUUGCAACUUAUGAAUUUGUAUCUGCAUCCGUGUCUGUGUUGAUAUUCAACUAUUUCCAUUUAAUUUUUUCAGUGAUUUUGUUUUAUCAAGUCAGGACAUGCACAUCUCUAUACAAUCACACAUACAUUCUUCAUCAAAUGUUCAUGUAUCAAAAUAAGAGUUGCAUACUGUUAAUACUGUAGCUGCAAGGAAUUUGUAAAUAUUCAUUUGUAAGGAUUUGUUUGUAUAUGACUUGUCUGGAUAUCUGGGCUGCAUGCCAAGUAAAUAUUUUGUCUCAUC